UGGCUUUCUCAUUCUGAACAUUUGUGCCCUCUAGAGCCCUUUUCUUGCUCCACCUUGAAAUUCACAAGCUGCUUUAAUUGUCCUCCCUUCAGCUCUUCUCUGGGAAUCUUCCAUGCUAUGUUAUUUAUAAGUGCUUUCUUUGGCAGUAAGUGUCCAUGUCUGGUGGGAGGGGACUGAUGGACAUCUCCAUGCUCUUUCCACAUUACCAUGUUCAUGCUGGCUUCUCCUUUCUGAACUUUUCUGUUAGGAUGCUGCGCUAAAGGCUCCUUUGCUGCUGCUUCCCUUCACCUGCCUCUGACAGACUUGAAGUGAGGGCUGCCUUCCCAAAGGGUAUCGUUAGAUGGUGGCUUUUCUGACCAGAUGCACCUCAGAAAUGUAACAAUUCUUUUCCUGUUUUUAAGUUUUGAGUGGCUUUGAAACAAACAACAAAUACGAAAUCAAGAAUUCGCUAGGGCAAAGGGUGUACUUUGCAGCAGAGGACACUGACUGCUGUACCAGGAACUGCUGUGGGCCAUCACGACCUUUCACCCUCCGGAUUAUUGACAACAUGGGCCAUGAGGUGAUAACGCUGCAGAGACCCUUACGGUGUUCUUCAUGCUGCUGUCCCUGCUGUUUGCAGGAGCUGGAAGUUCAGGCACCCCCGGGACAACCAGUUGGUUAUGUUGUUCAGAACUGGCAUCCCUGCCUGCCAAAGUUCACCAUUCAAGAUGAGAGAAGAAUGGAUAUACUGAAAAUUAGUGGCCCCUGUGUUGUCUGCAGCUGUUGUGAGGACAUUAAUUUUGAGGUGAAGUCUGUGGAUGAGACUGCUACUGUUGGGAGGAUUUCUAAGCAGUGGACUGGGUUUGUGAAAGAAGCCUUUACAGAUGCAGAUAACUUUGGAAUCACAUUUCCAGGAGACCUUGAUGUAAAAAUGAAAGCUGUCAUGAUUGGUGCUUGCUUCCUUAUCGACUUCAUGUUUUUUGAGCAUGCUAGUGAUCAGAAACAGCGAGUAGGAGUUUGGCAAUGAAAUCUAGAACUAGGAAUCUAGAAGGAAGAGGAGCAUAAAUCUUCCAGCUUUCCAGUGGAUUGCAGAAUUCCAGUAAGAAUGUGGAAAAAUGUGCAUCUGGUGCUUGU
This is a messenger RNA of Dryobates pubescens (Downy woodpecker), 1113 nucleotides long. RefSeq names its product phospholipid scramblase 1 (gene PLSCR1). Gene Ontology annotation, molecular function: phospholipid scramblase activity. Bases 548 to 1006 code for a protein of 152 amino acids. Gene Ontology annotation, cellular component: plasma membrane. The record is from RefSeq and is a predicted model, not a curated record. The transcript is spliced from 4 exons. Gene Ontology annotation, biological process: plasma membrane phospholipid scrambling. NCBI's taxonomy places the organism in Eukaryota, Metazoa, Chordata, Aves, Piciformes, Picidae.